Helicoverpa zea (corn earworm) is the source of this 919-nucleotide messenger RNA. RefSeq lists its product as uncharacterized. The record is from RefSeq and is a predicted model, not a curated record. The transcript is spliced from 3 exons. The coding region runs from base 439 to 900 and encodes 153 amino acids. NCBI's taxonomy places the organism in Eukaryota, Metazoa, Arthropoda, Insecta, Lepidoptera, Noctuidae.
AUUGCAAUGGGACUGCCCACUGCAGGGCACAAGCCUUCUCACACAGAGAAGUUAUGAGUGUCGAUCACCUCGAUUGCUCAGGAUGGAUUGGCGAUUUCAGACUUGAAAGUCUAGUUUUUCGUAAGAUGUUUUCCUUCACCUUUACUCAGUCCAAUGGCUUGUAUAUUGUAUAUUAUAUUGAAUGUGUCCAAGUACUUUUACAAAUACAUGUAAGUUAGAAAAGUGACAUUGGUGUUUGAGCCUCAUCAGGAAUCAAACCUUUACUUGAGCAGCUGGUGCUUUAACCACAAGGCUACUAACACCUCACUAGGCAAAAGUAUGAAUGGCAAAAAUAAUUUCCAAAAGCCAGUAAGAGCAUACUACGUUGUGUGUGAGAGCCAAUAAACGUUUAACUCUACAGAAUUUUAAUUAUUUUGGGGCCCAGGAAGAUGGUUGGUGAUGAACAUAGCGCAAUGCGAGAACCCUGAACAGUACGAUUGGGUUUAUGAAGUUAGCCGCAAGAAGAUGAACCGCACUCACGACAGUUUUGAUUUCAGCUUAAAGCUUGAUAGAAUCUUUAAUUCAUCGUAUGCUGUGCAGAUAGACGUAUACCAACAAGUGGAUGGCGGCUUCAAAUACCACAAUACAAUAAGAAACGAGUGCGCUUGUGCAUUGUUUAUGAAAUAUGCUCAACAGAACAUGAGGCGUGGUCUUAUGCAGGCCAAUGUGGAUCCCCCUGAUUGUCCUAUUCAGCCAGGUGACAUAACAUUGAAAGACUUCGUCAUGGACUACAAGGAGCUGCCCAAACUGGGUGUUUAUGGAACAUUCCAGACAAACCUGUACUUAUUGUACGAAGGAAUCAAAUACUUCUGCAUACAAGUCAUUCUUAACUUCGAUUUACAUGAUAGCGAUUGGUUUUAAUAACCACCAUUUAUUGUUA